AUGCAUCUGUUAUUUAUUUUUCUGGCUCUAGCUGUCAACGCCUUCCCCAUUACGGAGGUUUUGCAAGAGCGAAGUUCAGUCGAUUACUUUGACCCCCGUGAACGAGGAGGCUCUCUGCUUGAUAGUUCAGCUGGUCUUGGUGAACCUUUGAACGUCAUCAUCUCAGGAAAAAGCUCUCCGCAAAUCCUUACUCCCAGUGGCUUCCUGAAAUAUGCGCAGGCUGUUGGCUUCUCGGACGGAUGUCUUGGAAUCAACACUAGCGGAGAACAGCAAGCAAAUCUCGGCGACGGCCACGGUCUAGUGGGCACGAUGGCACUUUACCGACAAUCUUUCGGCAUUCCUGGUCUUGGUUCCUGCUUGGAGACUUUCACGGGAGGGAGCCAUUUCAGGGUCUGGAAGCAAGACAGGCCCGACGCGAAUAGCGGUGCCCUAUUCUUAGCUGUUUCUCGAGAAGAGAAUCUCGCGCAUAAGCACACUAUUGCGCCCAACGGUUAUAAUAUCGGACGGUGCGUUUUCCUUCUCCAGUCCUCGAUGAAAGGCUUUAUAAUUAUGUCUUUCAAUUUGAAGCGCUACACCACGACCAUUCAAGAUAUAACCAAUCUUCUUGAGCCCGGAUCUCAAGGGGUGAACCAUGGAAUCUCUCAGGAUGGGAUCGUCAAGCUACUCACCAUCACCAUAUCGUGA
Molecule: messenger RNA, 684 nt
Organism: Laccaria bicolor S238N-H82
Lineage: Eukaryota; Fungi; Basidiomycota; Agaricomycetes; Agaricales; Hydnangiaceae
Exons: 9
Coding region: 1-684 (227 amino acids)
Source: RefSeq, a predicted model, not a curated record